Molecule: messenger RNA, 3310 nt
Organism: Hypoxylon fragiforme
Lineage: Eukaryota; Fungi; Ascomycota; Sordariomycetes; Xylariales; Hypoxylaceae
Product: vacuolar protein sorting-associated protein 35
Exons: 4
Coding region: 301-2973 (890 amino acids)
Biological process (GO): intracellular protein transport; retrograde transport, endosome to Golgi
Cellular component (GO): retromer complex; retromer, cargo-selective complex; late endosome
Source: RefSeq, a predicted model, not a curated record
CGAAAUCUGGGAUGCAACUCAAAUCUUAUGGAUCAAAUGUUUGCUGCUCUGGCUCAUUGACCCGCUAAACUAAACCAUACAACUUGCGCAAGACAACUCCGAUUUCUUAAAGCUCUCUUAAAAGCUGGUCACUCUUGGUUUGCCGCAGGCUCUUCCUGUAACUGCAGCUGGUCAUCCUAUUUCACGAACCUCCACGUCGACCCAAUGACUUGAACGACAUACAUAUGUAUCAUUGACCUUUCCUACGGCGUUAAUCUCCCAUAAUACCCUCCCUUCCUACCCGUCUACGCAACGCCCAUCAUGUCAACAACACCUGUACCACCCGAGGACCAGGCCAGGUUGCUGGAAGAUGCCUUGGUAGCUGUGCGCCAGCAGACCGCGCUUAUGCGCAAAUGUCUUGAUACCCCUGGCAAGCUUAUGGAUGCUCUUAAGUGCUGCUCUACUCUGGUCGCCGAGCUGCGGACAAGUAGUCUGGGACCAAAGCAAUACUAUGAGCUAUACAUGGCCAUAUUCGACGCCUUGCGCUACCUUUCCAUGCAUCUACGAGAGAACCACCCCCACAAUCACCUUGCCGAUCUCUACGAACUUGUCCAGUAUGCCGGUAACAUUGUGCCCCGUCUAUAUCUCAUGAUAACCGUGGGAACGGCAUACAUGUCCAUACCCGAAGCACCCGUAAAAGAGCUGAUGAAGGACAUGAUGGAUAUGAGCCGUGGUGUCCAGCAUCCCAUUCGGGGUCUGUUCCUACGUUACUACUUAUCUGGCCAAGCCAGAGACUAUCUACCUACUGGCGACGGCGAUGGCCCCGAAGGGAAUCUCCAGGACUCCAUUAACUUCAUCCUGACGAAUUUUGUCGAGAUGAACAAGCUCUGGGUGCGACUACAACACCAAGGUCAUUCGAGGGAGAGGGAACAGAGAACCAAGGAGCGCAAGGAGCUACAGCUUCUGGUCGGCAGCAACAUCGUGCGGUUGAGCCAGUUAGUAGAUCUCGAAACGUACAAGAACGGUAUCUUGGGCCCGCUACUCGAGCAAGUAGUUCAGUGUCGUGAUGUUCUAGCUCAAGAGUAUCUCCUGGAGAUCAUUACGCAAGUUUUCCCGGACGAGUUUCAUUUGCAUACCCUGGACCAGUUCCUCGCUGCUGUAUCACGGCUCAACCCUCACGUCAAUGUCAAGGCUAUUGUUAUUGGUUUGAUGGACAGGUUGUCGGCCUAUGCUGAACGGGAAUCCCAAGAGGAAGUGUCGGACGACAGAGCAAAACUUGAGGAAGACGCUUUGGCUACUCUUCUUGAGAAGGUCCGUUUGACCAAGGACCAGCAAGAAGCGAAGCCAACUCCAGAUGAAGCGUCCACUGAGCCUAAUGGAGACCAUGCUAAUGCCGAACCUGCCGAGCAUGCAGAAGGAAGCACUUCGGCAGAAUCAGAAUCGAAUUUGCCAGACACACCAGCCACAGAUGCUGAGACGACGGCAAAUGAAAACGAUUCGGACGAAUCAUCUCAAACGACCAAGAAACAGCGUGGGAUUCCUCCUAAUAUUAAACUCUAUGAAGUCUUCUUUGACCAAGUCAACAAUCUCGUCAACGCGCAACACCUCCCCAUCCAGGACACGAUUGCGUUGCUAGUUUCUCUUACUAAUCUUGCUUUGAAUAUAUAUCCCGGUCGACUCGACUAUGUCGAUCAGAUUCUGGACUAUGCGAAUCGCAAAGUCAAGGAGCAUGCCAAUAGUGCUGAUCUUCACUCCACUCCAGCACAGCAGAGUUUACUGGCAUUACUACAAGCUCCCCUCAAGCGAUACAUUUCCAUUUUUACGGCCCUAUCCCUUCCCACCUAUGUGCCUCUUUUCCAAUCCCAAACCUAUCCAACAAGACGGGCCGUAGCUGGAGAAGUUGUCAGAACCCUCUUACGCAAUGAAACUAAGAUAUCAACUACUAUUCAACUUGAGAACGUUCUUGAAAUUCUAAAAGUGUUAAUUAAAGAGGGCUCGCAGCCCCCUGCUGGCUAUCCCGGUGGCCCACAACGAAGAGCCUUGGAAACCGACGAAACGAUGGAGGAGCAAGGCUGGUUAGCACGGAUCGUUCACUUGCUCGACGGCGUAGAUAACGAUACACAAUUUAGCCUACUCCAAAUGGUGCGAAAGGCGUUCGCCGAAGGAAAUGAGAGGAUUCGCACGACGACCCCUCCUCUAAUCACGGCCGGCAUGAAGCUCGCACGCCGGUUCAAGGCUAGAGAGCACUACGAGGAUAACUGGGAAACGCAAUUGAGUGCCCUAUAUAAGUUUAUGCACUCCGCAAUAUCCGGCAUAUAUACCAGGGUCAAUGGCUCUGGUGCUGCCGAACUCUCGCUGCGGUUGUUUUGUGCCUGUGGACAGAGCGCCGACAUGACGAGCUUUGAAGAGGUCGCAUACGAAUUUUUUGCGCAAGCUUUCACCGUAUACGAAGAGGCAAUUUCUGACUCAAAAGCUCAAUUUCAAGCCGUAUGUAUCAUUGCCAAUGCACUACAUCAAACAAGACAUUUCGGUAAGGAGAACUACGAUACCCUGAUUACGAAGUGUGCUCUACAUGGUAGUAAGCUCCUACGGAAGCCGGACCAGUGCCGAGCAGUGUACUUGGCGAGCCAUCUAUGGUGGGCCAUGCCAAUCGCGGCCAUUGAAGAGUCAGAUGAAGGUCUCUACCGAGAUGGAAAGCGUGUGCUGGAAUGCCUGCAGCGAGCCCUGCGUGUUGCCGACUCCUGCAUGGAACAGGCAACCUCAAUCGAGUUGUUUGUUGAAAUCCUUGAUCGCUAUGUAUAUUACUUUGAUCAGCAAAACGAAUCGGUCACUACCAAAUACAUCAAUGGGCUCAUCGAACUUAUUCACUCAAACCUCGCAACGAACCAGCAAGACUCGGCAAGUGUGGAGAGUAGCAAGCGACACUUCCAACACACUUUGGAUAACAUUGCAUCGAGGCAAUAUGAAGGGAUUGUUCUAUACCCGCAAAAGUGAUGAGGACACAUAUCAAAGCAUAGUAAUGUGGUAGGUUAGAGAAGUCAUGUAGUCAGUACCAACACAUUUACUCAACGACGCGCACGAGAUGGAGGAAUUAAGGGCUUGCACCAAGGCUAAAUAAUGAUGCCCUUACUUAGGACGAGAACACCGCAACGACUGAUGAGUUGAGUGAGUUGGAGAUUUAUCGUGUACAUAUGUAUAUUCUUGGUGGUUUAAGACGAUGCGUUGGGCUUCCGACUAAGGAGUCUAGGCGUCUUUUGAAGAGCUGCAGUUACUAGUUACCUUUAGUUAGUUGCCAUUGGGCCCUUGUACGAAUUCUCAAGUUACCUGCCUA